Molecule: messenger RNA, 4345 nt
Organism: Gavialis gangeticus (Gharial)
Lineage: Eukaryota; Metazoa; Chordata; Crocodylia; Gavialidae
Gene: CCDC73
Product: coiled-coil domain containing 73
Exons: 15
Coding region: 1-3450 (1149 amino acids)
Source: RefSeq, a predicted model, not a curated record
AUGCAACAUAAGACGUUGGUUUACCCGAGUAAAGAAGAGAGCCUUUGGGCCCAUACAGAACAAGGAAAAACCUGUGGACCAGUUAUAUCAAAAGAUGCAAGGGCUGCUGGACCAAGCCAUGUGACAACAGACCCAGUUGGCUGCCGUGAUCGAGAACACCCUGCUCUGACUGACGAUGCAGAGACAGAUCGAGAAGAGCUAGGUGUGGGUGCAGCCUCAUCACCCUUCAGCUGUACACAGAAUGGUGCUGCUGCUCACUUUUCCACUGAUACCAAGGAUGGAAAAAGACAUAGUACAGGGGAGCUGCAGCACCAUUCACCCCCCCGGGUUCCAGAGCCAGGCCAAAAAACAGCUUUGGGAAAAUAUCAACUUGUUGUAGAAGCAAAAGAAAAGGAAAUUGAUGGUCUGAAGGAAAUAUUAAAAACCUUACAGAUUUCAAAAUACACUUUACAGAAGAAAUUGAAUGAAAUGGAUCAAAAGCUACAGUUACACUUAAUGGCAAAAGAAGAGCAUCAUAGGAAACUGAAUGAAGUUGAGAAAUGCUAUGCUACUAUCACAUGUCAAUUUGGAAUGAUAAAAGGGGCUCAUGAGAAAUUAGAACAGAAUGUGGUAGAAGCAAUACAACUUAACAAGAAAUUGACAUCAGUGAAUAAAAGACAAGAGUCUGAAAUAAAUAAUCUAAAAGAAGAACUGAAGAAAGUAACUACAGAUUUGAUAAGGUCCAAGGUCACAUGUCAGUACAGGGUGGGAGAAGAAAACAUCAAUCUUACAGCAAAGGAACAGCAGUUACAAGAACUACAACAAAAAAUUAGAAUGGAGUCAGUGAUUAGUAAAAGAGUCAAUGAAGAAAAUGCACACAUUAGAGAGGAGAAACAAGAAAUUAUGAGAUCUCUACAACAUAUGCAGCAGCUGCUCCAGCGACUGGCCCAAACAAAUGGCAGAUUGGAAAGUGAAUUGAAUGCACUGAAGGCAAACUAUAAGACCCUUGAAAGAGAUAAUGAGCUGCAAAGGGAGAAGGCAAAAGAAAAUGAAGAAAAGUUCCUUAAUCUUCAGAAUGAGCAUGAGGAAGCAGUAAGAACUUGGAAAAAAGAUGAGGAAAACAUGACAAGGGAGGUACAUACUAUAAAAAAUGAGUUGCUCUCACUUAAAGGAGCUUUCACACAUCUCCAAGACUGCCAUUCUCCUCAGACAGAUCAACAUGCUGGGCAAGGGGAAAACCUGCAGAAUGGUGAAGCACAUUCUGAGGUCAUCAGAAUACAGACUAGUCAGAGAGAAGAUGAAUAUUAUGCAAGCUACAUUAAAAACGAUAGCAUUUAUGAACAAAAAGAAAAUGGAGUAAAAAAGAUUGUAGGCCUUUCUUCUGACAUUGAUAAAGUACAGGCAAAACAAAAUAAUGAUAGCACUGAAGAGGAAAAUAAAAUAAUUGCUGAAGGUAUAAAUACUUAUAAAGACAGUCACACUCUCAUAUUUUUAGAUUUACAAGUUCUUGAAAACUGUUGUAUGAUUGAAGAUAAGGCUAUUAGCCCUUGUGAAAAAAAACAAAGAGAGGUUUCUCCAAGCAAAACCUUUUGCACAGAUGUUAAUUUAAGUAAUCAAGGAUACACCUGGGAAGUAUGUGUUGCUGGGUGCAAAGAGGUUGCGAAAGAAAAAAUGUACUUGGAGAAAAGCAUUGUAAAUGCAAAAGUAAAGGCCCAGGACAGCCCCUGCUCACCUACAAAGCUCCCAGCUGAAAUAAGAAAAAUGCUCCUAGACAAUACUGAAGCAUCAGGUGUCUUCAGUGAGGAUGCAGGUCAGCAGACAGGCUCCAGCAAGCAUACAGCUGGCAGUACUACAAAUGAAUUAGUUUGUAACACAAAUGAUAAGGCAGACAUCACACCCACACAGUAUGAAAAAGAUGUCUUUAUAAAGGAUAUACUUAACAAAGAGUGCAGCUUUGCUCUAGGCACUGCAAAAGAGUCUGCAACUGAGAGUACCACAAGCACUCCACAAGCUAAAACAGAAUUUAAUUUUGCCAUCCUGUCUCAGGCUACAGAAAAUAAUCGGACAACAUUUCUGAAAUGUCGUUUACAGGACAAUGGCAAGUAUUUAGAUGACAAACAAUGCAAAACAGAACAGAUACAACUGUUAUAUCGAAGCACCAGUGGCAUUUCCUCAGAUACACCUUCAUUUAAACAGAUUCCUAAAGAUGUUCAAGAGAGAUGCAAUGAUGAAAAUGCAAGCAAAACCAAUGGAAACUGUAUAUUAAACAGUACUUUUAAUACAAUAAUUGAUGCUCCAGUUCAACCUACCUUUUUUUUUGAUAAUGCAAGUGCAGAUUCUUGCAAUGCAAACGAAAAGAAUACUAAUAAUAUAUCUGUGAUAGAGAAUGUAAAUGUAGGUACUGAAAAACCAGAUACAUUGACAAAACUGAAUGAUAUACAAAGUGACCAACCUGAGCAAGACACUACUGAACAAACAGGAAGUGCUAUAAAUAAACAUGUUUGUACGGAUGUGAUUUUGCCUUUAAACACUGAGAAAAAUUGGUCAGCCCAGAGUGAUGAUUUUGAAAUUGUACAUAAACAAAAUUUCACAAACAAAAUUACCACAGGUAAACACAUUUCCUGUGAAAAAGAUCAAUUAAAUGAUACCCAGAUAUCAAACAUUAAAGGAAGACAGUCAUCUAUGAUUAAUGAUAAUAAUGCUGUGAAGAAUACAUUGUUAAAAGAGGAAAAAGUGUCACUAAAUAAUACAGUUGCAGGAGCGAAAUUUGCUGAAGGUCACCUGGAAGAAUCAUGUUCUUUACCCAUAAGGACAUCUGGAGAUUUAGUAAACAGAAGUGGAAGGUCAUCCUUUGAUCUUUCAACUUCAGAUAAAAAAACUGAGAAAACUCCAGUAGACUUAAAGUUUUUAGAUCUCGGUCCUUGGUCAAAAGUAAAUCAUGUUGAAAGUCAAACAAUGGGGGCUUCAACUUCCAAAGCGCCUUUUCUUUUGAAAGAGAAACUAUUAUGUCUAUCAGAAAACAAAGAGAUACUUUCUCCAAAACUGUGUCAUAAUCUGAGUGGAAAUGCUGUAACGAAAGAAACAGGACUAGAUUCUACCAGUAUUAACAGAGUUGCUGACACUUUGAAUACCUCCAGUAUCCACCGAGACCCCAAGAGAGAUCUCAGUGAAGAAUGGAAUGCAAUAGCAAAGACUUUUUAUGAUUCUUCUUUUCCCACAGAACAUGUCAAACCAGGACUUACUACAGCUUUGUGUUAUGAGCAGAAACCUUGUGCGACGUACAAAGCCAACACACCAAUUUUAAAUGAAAGUUCAUAUGAAGAGGAGGGCGGGGAUACUCAGAAUAAUUUAAUAAAAAAUCAAAUCAAGGAAAUAGAAAAGUUUUUGGAUAUGGAAAGGCUCCGCCGAUCUCGUAAGAGGAAAUACGAAGAAAAUACAGAUGCAGUGACAGAAGACAAAACAGAUAUCUAAUUCACUUGUCUGAAUAUGCUUAAAAUAUGUGAAUCAGAUUUGUAGAGAGGUCUUCCAUUGGAAGCAUAGAACUACAUAUUUUAUUCUUUGUGUAAAUCUAAGUUACAGACCCUCCAAAGUUUUUUGUCUUCCAAGUGUGGAUGUAAUCCUAUUAGAAUGGAUUCCCUGUAUUUCUGCAACCAAAGUCCUUGUAAUAGGUCGUAAAGCUGUUGCUAGAAGUUAACACAUUGGUAAGCAGUUUUAUUUACAGCUGCUAACUGUAAUUGGCAGUAUAUAUGCAGCUCAAAUCCUGAAAAACCUUAACUAGAGUACUUCCUUGUUUCUGAAAGCAUAACAAUCAAAUGACACACACAGGUUUCAGAAUGAAUUGGUUACCUUGGCUUUUUAGGAUAAAUAAUAUCACAAAUUGCCAGAAGAACAAAGUAUGCUACUCGUAUGCAUCAGGUAUUUUAAUAAAGAGCCAACCAUGAUGGAUGCUGAUUCUUAGACUAAAUAUUGCCUUUUUGAAGUGUAUUGCAUAUGUACAUAUAUACGAGGUAUCAACAGUUACUUCAACAGAGUAAAUUUUUCUUUAUUGAACUAGUUUUCAUUUCUGAGUUUUGGCAGAAGUUAAGUUUCUGUAUCCCCUAUAAUUUUUUGCAUCAUCAUCCCUUCCCUACUACAACCAAACAGGGAAAGGAUGACCACUGACAUAACCAACAAGAACGAAACGUGCUAUUUUGUGCACUGUCCAUUAUUAUUAAUACAAACUGUACAAGUCAACUCAGGAUGUUUUCCUAUUUCAAUUUUAUUUUUUUCUGUAGCUCAUCUUUCAAAGUCACAUUUCUUAAAACCAAAUGCAGACAUUUGAGACAGAAAAGUUCACAAUUGUCAAAAUAAUUUUUUGAAUGCUUUA